AUGGCGCCCAACGCGGCGCCGAUGGAGCUCGGAGAAGGCUCGCCCGCCGCCGUGCUCGGCUGGCUGGGCAGCCUGCGAAAGGGCCUGAGCGCGGGCGGCGGCGCGGGCGGCGCCCCGGCCAGCGAUCCCGCCGGUGGGGCCCUCGGGCUCGCGCGGGCGGCGCUGCUGGUCUCGACGUCCGCCGGCCUGGCGGCGGCGCUCUACGUGCUCCGGCGGCGGCGGCUCGGCGAUGCCGCCGGCUAUGAGUACGGCUCCGUGGACAUCCAGUCGAUGACGGACGCGGCCGCCAAGGCCCUCCACGGCGUGGAACAGGGCGGCAAGCCGGGGGCGCGCAGGGGCCCCAGGGCGCCGGCUCAGGAGUACUCCAGCCUCAUCCCGGACGCGCUGCAGGACCUCGAGGAGAGCGGGGGCACCCUGGCCGCGGACGCCAUGGCGCCCGCCGCGGAGGUCGACAGGAGGGGUCAGGCCCUCGCGGCGGUAGGGGCGCCGCCGUUCCGCCGCUUCCUGCGGGACCGGGGCCUGGGCGACCUCACCCGCCGGACGACCACCUGCCUGCAGCUGAACAUCGGCCUGUACUGCAACCAGGCGUGCACGCACUGCCACGUGGAGUCCUCGCCGCUGAGGGACGAGAUGGCGUCGUUCGAGGUGGUGGACCGCUGCCUUCAUCUCAUCUGGGAGCACCUCUCCGGAAGUGACCACGCUGGACAUCACCGGCGGCGCCCCGGAGAUGAACAGGGGCUUCCGCCGCCUGGUGGAGGGAGCGGCCCGGCUGCGAGAGGGUGGCAGGCAGCUGCGCAUCAUCGACAGGUGCAACCUGACCGUGCUCCUGGAGCCCGGGCAGGAGGACCUGCUGGAGUUCCUGGCGAGCCACCAGGUUUUCGCUCUUCUGUCAUCGCAUCGCUGCCCUCCUACGACGCGACGCAGACGGAUCGCCAGCGUGGGCGCAAGGUCUUCGAUCGCAGCAUGAAGGCGCUGCAGAUGCUGAAUGCCCGCGGCUAUGGUCAAGGGGGUGCCGAGAGCGAGACUGGGCUCUUGCUGGACCUUGUCUUUAAUCCGCCUGGCCCCUUCUUGCCGCCAAAGCAGGAUCUGCUGGAGGCUAAGUACCGCGUAGAGUUGCAGAAGGAGCACGGGAUUCAGUUCAACCGGCUUAUCACAAUUGCCAAUAUUCCAGUUAAGCGGUUUUUCGAUUUCUUACGGAAGAAAGGCACCUUGGAGGGCUACAUGGACCUGUUGGUGCGGAAUUUCAAUCCGGAGACAGUGCCGCACGUGAUGUGCCUUGAAACGGUCAACGUGAGAUGGGACGGCAGGAUAUACGACUGCGACUUCAACCAGCAGCUCGAACUCGAACUCAGGCGGGGUGGCCUGACAGUGUUCGAUGUGGACAGCUUGAGCGAUCCAUCCCGGGGCGACGCCAACCAGCCGUCCCUCUCCCGUGAUCCCUCGUGGGCCCGUCCUCGGCCCAAUCGGGGCUGA
Molecule: messenger RNA, 1473 nt
Organism: Prorocentrum cordatum
Lineage: Eukaryota; Dinophyceae; Prorocentrales; Prorocentraceae
Source: the annotation of a GenBank genome assembly